GGCGGCCAGAUGGCUUCACUCGUCUCUCCAGCGGGGGAAUAGGCUCUGAGCUCUCCAGAUUUUAUCUAGAGCUCAGUGCUGCACUGUCAGGAAUAUUUGGCGUCUUUUUCCUGUCUGGUUGGUUAUUCAGGUCCAGACACAGCAGGAGAAAAGCCGGUUGUAUCUCCUGCUGAGCUGUAAGCGUGGUGUGCCUCAGCGCCGCUAUGGCGGAUGUUGUCACGUGUGUGUAGUCAGGUGAAGGCGUGAACAGAGCGGCGCGCGCGGGCGGAGGAAGUAAAGCUGUAAUGGAGGAAGCGGCUCCGCAAGUCCUGACAGCCGGAGUGCCGGCGCGCGAGCCCGAGCAGCGGGACAGAGAGCACAGUGAGUCCACCCAGAAAAAUGGCUCCUGUGAAGAACCAGCGCAUGUGGAUUUCAGCGAUCCAGUGUAUAAAGAGAUCUCUCUGGCUAACGGUGCCAUUAACCUCAUGAACAGAGAGGAACUGUGUGCUAAAUGUGCUGAACUCAAGCUGGACACCAGAGGCGUGAAAGACGUGCUGAAGAAGCGUCUUAAGAACUACUAUAAGAAACAGAAGCUGAAGCAGUCGGCGCUGGUUGACUCUGACGACUCGUAUUACGACUACAUCUGCGUGGUGGACUUCGAGGCUACGUGUGAAGAGAAUAAUCCACGACAGUUUGUCCACGAAAUCAUCGAGUUCCCCGUGGUGCUCAUCGACACACACACUUUGGAGAUUGUCGAUUCGUUUCAAGAAUAUGUGAAGCCCCAGUUGAACCCACAGCUCUCCGACUUCUGCGUGGAGUUAACAGGAAUAACACAGAACAUGGUGAAUGAGGCGGAGACGUUCCCUCAUGUUCUUCGCCGAGUGGUGGCCUGGCUGCAGGAGAAAGAGCUGGGCACCAAGUACAAAUACACUCUGCUCACAGAUGGGUCCUGGGAUAUGAGUAAAUUCCUUUACACGCAGUGCCGACUGAAUCGACUUCGAUAUCCUCCGUUUGCCCGAAAUUGGAUCAACAUCAGAAAGUCUUACGGAAACUAUUAUAGGGUGGAUCGAACCCAGACGAGGCUGAACUGCAUGUUGGAGAAUCUCGGCAUGCAGUACGAGGGCCGACCGCACUGCGGCCUCGACGACUCGCGCAACAUCGCCCGCGUCGCUAUCCGCAUGCUGAAGGACGGCUGUCGGCUGAGGGUGAACGAGUGUCUGCAUGAAGGCCAACUAAAGAACGUGUCCAAUACAGCAGUGUUAGAAGGAGCUCCGCCUCCUCAUUACCCCAAAAGCAGAAACUAAUUCAGGUUGUUUCCUUUUUAUGUCAGUGAGCAGGAGAGGAAAUGAGUGUGUCAGCUGACUUUCGGGACCUUUUUCUGAUCUAAUUUUUUGACCGAGCCGUGUGCUUUGUUUACUGCUGAUUUGUAACAUUAUUAAUGGCUAGACCUAAUCUCCUGUCUGUGUCUAUACUAUGUAUAUUUGCUCACAAACAUUUCACAAAGAGAUCUUUAUUUUGUAAUUUACAUCUUCAAAUUCACUCUUUGUAGCAAACAUACUAAAUUUUCGGUGGCUAUACAAGGCCCAUUAAAUAUCAAUAAAGUGCCAUUAUGGA
This is a messenger RNA of Neoarius graeffei (lesser salmon catfish), 1593 nucleotides long. It is a transcript of the gene eri1, whose product is annotated as exoribonuclease 1. The transcript has 7 exons. The record is from RefSeq and is a predicted model, not a curated record. Gene Ontology annotation, cellular component: cytoplasm; nucleolus. Bases 285 to 1283 code for a protein of 332 amino acids. Lineage: Eukaryota; Metazoa; Chordata; Actinopteri; Siluriformes; Ariidae. Gene Ontology annotation, biological process: exonucleolytic trimming to generate mature 3'-end of 5.8S rRNA from tricistronic rRNA transcript (SSU-rRNA, 5.8S rRNA, LSU-rRNA). Gene Ontology annotation, molecular function: nucleic acid binding; 3'-5'-RNA exonuclease activity.